Mycotypha africana is the source of this 1666-nucleotide messenger RNA. RefSeq lists its product as uncharacterized. The record is from RefSeq and is a predicted model, not a curated record. Gene Ontology annotation, molecular function: catalytic activity. The transcript has a single exon. NCBI's taxonomy places the organism in Eukaryota, Fungi, Mucoromycota, Mucoromycetes, Mucorales, Mycotyphaceae. The coding region runs from base 34 to 1560 and encodes 508 amino acids.
UUCUUGAACGUAACAGUCAGUUUUAUUUGAGAAAUGGAAAGCAGCAACAAAGUACAUUUUUACCAACAACGGCGAUUUGGCUUAUUAGAAAAAUACCAGCUGUCAAAGCAUCUUACUCAUGCAUAUGGUAAUAUCACCCUUACCGCACAUUUGAAGCAUCGCAACAUGCUAUCUGACCAAGGAGAGCCAACUUACGAGAGAUAUAAGGAGCAUUAUUUAAACUAUUUACAAACGGGUCUGGCUCAGUUAAUCGGAAAACAUCCCAUGCUUUCCCUUGUUGUCCGAGAAAAAGACAGAGAUACGGUUCAUUUUGCACAGCUUUCACAAAUUAACUUAGAAGAAGUAAUUACUAUCGAUUUGCAACACAGGAAUCUGCAAGAUAACAUACAACAGGUUAUUCAGCAAGAGACAGACAGAGAGUUUGAUCUCGAUAGCAUGCAGUUACCUUUAUGGAGGCUUCGUAUUGUUGUUGGGCUUGAUAUAACAACAACAACUGAAGAAUGUUUGUUGGUUUUAACCAUGCAUCAUGUGAUCGGCGACGGUAUGAGCCUAACUAUCUUCAUGAAAGAGCUACUCUCCUGUAUCUCAACUUCUAGAUCAUUUGAUGAUAACAACAACAGUAGCAGAAUAGUCAAUAUAAACAAAAUAGAUCAUGUCCCUCCACCUUAUGAAUUAGCAGGUGCGCCUUCGCUCUCCAUAUUGUGGGAUAUCAUGCCUGUCUUGUACCAAAACUUAAUGCCCAAAGUGCUGCCUACCAACCUUGCUCGUUAUUUAAACCCUCUCUCUUAUGAAAGUUGGAAAGGUGAUUUUCCUGCCGUUAAAGAGGAGCCCCAUCAUACUGUAGUUCAACUCUUUAACGUACCUGCUGAAGUUUGGAAACCAACCAUACAGGAAGCUAAAAAGCGAGGUAUUUCCGCACACGCUAUUUUGUAUACUUGUUACUUGAAAACUUGGUCUGCCAUAUAUGCCGACGAUGACAACUGCAACAUAACUGAAGUCUGUACGCCUAUCAACUGCCGUUCUAUCUGCAAACCAUCUGUUCCUAAAGAUUGGAUUGGUAAUUAUGUCAGUUCAUAUACUAGCAUAUGGAAGAAGAAAGAAGACAAUAAAGCGGAUAUUUGGGAACGGGCAAAGCAAUAUUACCAAGAUUUACAUAAGAAUAUGCAUUCCUCAGCGAAACAAACAUUAUUUCUCAAGUUUCUACCGGAAUUUCCUGAUUCCUAUUGUGAAUUUUGGUAUGAUAAACGCAGAAACUCUUCAUUUGGCAGAACAGGUGGAUUAGAAUUAUCAGAUCUUGGGAAGUUAGUUUUGCUAACAGAUCAACGCAGAGAUGAAGAUAAUGAGGAUGAAGCAUCAAAUGCAUUGGAGACAGUUGAAGUCAAACACGUGUAUUUUUGCCAAAGUGCACAAAUAUUCACUAAUGUAAUUUCUCUGAACAGUAUUUCCUUAAACGAUCAAUUGUAUUGUACAUUGAGUUAUCAAAAGGGGUCUGUUAAACAAGAUAAGAUAAACCACUUCAAUUCUGUUUUUGUUGACAUUCUGAAGAGCCUGAAAUUGUAAUAAGGAAUAACUUGCAAUAAUAAAUGUAAUUUUGAAUGUUUUAUAUUGCACUAUUUUACAAGAAAAGCAAUUUAAUUAAGUGAAAAGGGAAGAAAAAAAAAAAAGC